AUGGCGCCGCUUUGGAUUGCGCUUGCUCUACUGGCCAUGCACAGCCUACCACCCACCACUUCAGUAAACAUAGGUCUUUGUUAUGGUUCUAGGUCAAACAAAUCGAACCACGUCCCCGUGCAGACUGCCGUCGACGCUUUAAAAAAGUACGACGUCCAGGAUGUGCGCCUCUACGACUACGAUCCUGAGUUUCUAAGUGCCUCCAGAAAUGCAAGUUAUUCAGUUCUCGUUAGCGUCCCCAACGAAGAGCUCCCCUUCCUGGCUUCCAGCAAAGCCAACGCCACCGCUUGGUUCAACAAAAACCUGAAACCCUUCAUCGACACCGUCCUCUUCUCCUACAUCGCCGUCGGCAACGAAGCCUUCUCCACCUAUUAUGUGGACUCAAUUCGACCCGCCAUGGAUAACCUCCAAAGCCUCCUCACAGCCAACGGCCUCACCGGCGUUCGUGUGAGCACAUUGGUGUCCAAAGCGGUCUUUCAGGAUUGGGACACGCCCCCUUCCAACGUCACCUUUAGAAAAUCCAUCUUGAAGCAAAUAACUGAGGUCGUCGCCUUUUUGGAGAAGUACAGUUCGCCGCUGUUGCUCAACGUGUUCCCACACCAGUUCGUCGAUUACCAGCCAAAUCCUCAGGAGUACAUAUACUUGGCACUGUUCACGUCGAACGUGACGCUAAGUGAUGGGAACCUUCAAUACUACAACUUGUUGGAUUACAUCGUGGACGGUUUCAGGUGGGCGAUGAAGAAGGUGGGGUCGACGACAUUGGACGUGGUGGUUGCACAGACGGGGUGGCCGAGGAAAAAUGCGCCGGCCGUAGCGGGGACGUACAACAAGAAUUUCGUUCAGCAUGUGCAGUCGUUGAAAGGGACGCCAAUGAAGCCGAACACCUAUUUACAGGGGUAUAUUUUUGAGAUGUACAACAAUAUUGAAGCUGAGGAUACUUAUGAUUAUUAUGGGGUGUUCAAUCGCGACAAUACGCUCAUUAACCCUAUAUUCUGA
This is a messenger RNA of Malania oleifera, 996 nucleotides long. Its product is annotated as lichenase-like. Lineage: Eukaryota; Viridiplantae; Streptophyta; Magnoliopsida; Santalales; Ximeniaceae. The record is from RefSeq and is a predicted model, not a curated record. The transcript has a single exon. Gene Ontology annotation, cellular component: plasma membrane. The coding region runs from base 1 to 996 and encodes 331 amino acids. Gene Ontology annotation, biological process: carbohydrate metabolic process. Gene Ontology annotation, molecular function: hydrolase activity, hydrolyzing O-glycosyl compounds.